AUGAACAAUGAAACAAACCCCUGUUUUAUACACAAUAAUUUUGGCACAUUUAUUGUGUACAUUACGGUACUAAUCAGCUCCAUAUCAGUAUCAGAAAGCCUUCUUGUAGUUUGUGUAAUAUGGUUUACAGAAAGACUACAAAGAAACACAGACAUCCUCGUCGCAUCUUUAGCAAUCAAUGAUUUGAUACUGGGUUUUGCAUUUACCAGCAAUCAGAUCCUGACUGUUCCGCUAGGAGUGGUAUAUCCCAUUGACACAAAACUCCUGAGCUGUAUAGUCUCUGGACUUAGCUCGGGCACUACCAAUCUCUCUAUGAUGCAUAUGGGGAUGAUAGCAAUCGACCGUUAUAUUCAAAUAGCGUAUCCGUUUUAUUACAUGAAAGCGAUGACAAAGACACGGACGUAUUCUAUUCUACUUGUGUUAUGGAUAGUCAAUUUUAUUUUUUUCAUUAUCCCUCCGACAGUCUACAAUAAUGAUCAGUAUCACAAGCGUUGUAUUCUACUACAUCAACCAAUUGUCUACUACAGUGCGGGAUUUACUACUUACGUCACAAGCCUCGUCUUGGUGUUCGUCUGCUACCUUAAAAUCGCCCAUGUAGCCUUUAGACACAAGAAAGCUUCAGAGUCCCGAAGACGGGACGUUACGAUCACACAAGCAGAGAUUCACCUCAGGAAUAACGUGAGGACCGCUUUGAGAA
This is a messenger RNA of Candidula unifasciata, 697 nucleotides long. Lineage: Eukaryota; Metazoa; Mollusca; Gastropoda; Stylommatophora; Geomitridae. The record is from the annotation of a GenBank genome assembly.